Messenger RNA from Mangifera indica (mango), 2356 nucleotides. RefSeq names its product zinc finger BED domain-containing protein RICESLEEPER 1-like. The coding region runs from base 262 to 2316 and encodes 684 amino acids. The record is from RefSeq and is a predicted model, not a curated record. Gene Ontology annotation, molecular function: DNA binding; protein dimerization activity. NCBI's taxonomy places the organism in Eukaryota, Viridiplantae, Streptophyta, Magnoliopsida, Sapindales, Anacardiaceae. The transcript has 6 exons.
GCUAGCGUGCCUAUCUGUUUUUCACUGAUUCAUAUUGAAAUUAAUUAAUUAGCUUCAUUUGUAAGGAAAGAGUUGGAAGCAAUAUCCUUUGGAUCUGAUCCUCGUUCCUCGUUUUUUAUUUUCAAGUGGGAAAGAUGAAAAUCAGUGAGGGAACCAAGUGUUUACAAGAUUUAAGCUUCAUAUUUGUAGGGAAUUAGGCAAGGGUCACUCUGUUUCUAAGCUUCAUAUUGAGUUAACUAAGGUUCAUUUGUAGGGAAAGAGAUGGCUCCAAUAACCAUUCAGAUUGAUCCUCAAGAUUAUUUUCAAGAGGGAAAGAAGAAAAUCAGUGAGGGAUUCAAGUGUUUGCAUGAUUUAGUUCAAUGGUGUAAGCACAGCUCGAGCCCUGAAAAUGGUGGAAUCCUCCAUGAAACCAUGACCUACCUUCGAUCUCUUCCACGACGAAUACAGGAAAUUGAAUCUGCAGCACAUCAAGGAGGAGCAGCACCUGCAACUUUCAAUGUCCAUGGAACAGAUCUACAACGUGGGCAGGUGAUCGAAUCUUUAGCACGGCAGGGAGACGCAUUUGUAUCUAAUCCCCACAUCAAUGAACAGGAAAUCACUCAAAUAAGAGAGCAAAAUGUCAACUUUAAACCUAUUCCAAAUCUAGAGAUUAAUAUGGGGACGAAUAAAAAGCGAAAAUUGAGGUCAGAUGUUUGGAAUCACUUCUUAAAGUAUGAAAACGAAGAUAAGGAGGUUAAGGCCAAGUGUCAAUACUGUAAGAAAGAUUUUGAUGGAUCAAGUAAGAAUGGAACUACGCAUCUUUGGAAUCAUCAAAAAAGUUGUUUGAAAAAUCUAGAUAAAGUAACAAAUAAAGUGAAAGACAUUAUUAUGGUUGAUCAAGAGUUGAAUCACUCUAAUUUGGCCCGAAAGGUUAUUAAAUAUGGGUUGAUCAACAAAAAAGAUGUGAUAUUUGGGUUGAUCAACAUAAAAGAGUAUAUAUUUGAGGUUUAUAAUGAAGAGAAAAAGGAGUUACACAUAUAUUUAAAUAAACUUUUUGGUCGUUUUAAUGUAAUAAUUGGAAAUGGUAUAAGGGCCGAUGAUGUUAGGUUUGUGAAGAUUUGGUUUAUUGAUGAUAAAUGGAAAUUGAAGACGAGGAUUAUUCAUUUGGAGAAUUAUGAUAGUGAUGAAGACUCUCUAAAGCGUUUGAUAGAAGAUUGGAACAUAGAUACAAAAAUUUUGUCUAUGGUUGAUCAGAGGAACAAUGCAUCAGAAGAUAUGGUACAUCAGCUUACCAAUUGGCUUAAUGAAAGAGUUUCACUUCCUGUCAUCGGGGAUUAUGAUCCAUUAGUAUUAUCUGAUUUUGUACUGGCAGUAGAAAAUGUGACGUGGAGCAGAAAUAUUAUGUCUGAAGUGAGGGAACUCAAAGACUACUACAUGACAUUAUCAAACGAAGACAAGUUUGACUCAGCGGUAAAACAAGUUGAGUCCAUGGGUAAAGAAGUGACUUCCAAAUAUGAUGAUUUCCAACUGCUUCGUCUUGAUUAUGAUUAUUUCAAAUUGCUUGAUUGGGCAAUGGGAUAUAAAGAAGUAUUUUGUGAACUGAAGCGCAUAGAUCCUCAUUUCACGUCUUCCAAUUUUGAUUGGGAUGACGCUACUUCACUGCACAGUUUUUGGGUAGUGGUUGAAGAUAUAAAAAAGGAUAUUUGGAAACUGAGAGAUUCUAAGUUGGCAAACGAGUGUUUCCCUAUGGUUUAUGACAUUUUUUCAAAAAUGCUACAGUUCAAAAAUACUGAAAAUCGGUACUUUCGCCAUGCUGUAUUACAUUGCGGAAAAUUUUUUGAUGAAUGUUGCAACAACUUUAAGUUGGUAAUUAUAAUCACAGUGAUUCUGGAUCCAAGAUUUAAACUUGAUAUUGUAGAGGAUUUCUACAAUGAAGUUUAUGAUAAUGAGGGAGACUUACACUUGAAGAAAAUCAUGGAUGAUGUUACAAAUAUUUACAAUGAAUAUGCGGGGGAUGUCAACAAUUCUUCCAUGGUGAGAGCAAAUGCAAAUGAGGCUGCUUCAUCAAAAUCAGAAUUCAAGCGCUAUUUGACAGAUUCCAAGGUUUCUGCCCAUGAAAAAUUUGAUAUAUUGGAAUGGUGGCGCUAUAAUUCUCUAACUUAUCCAACAUUAGCUAUGAUGGCUCGGGAUUUCUUAUCCAUUCCUAUUAUUGGUCGUAUUCAUGAUGUUCAUUUUGAGGAUGGCUUUGUUGAUAUUUAUAAUGGUAAUUUGGAUGAUGACUUAAAAUAUGCUAUGACAUGUACAAAAGUAUGGUUGAACGACCAUGAUUGUAUGUAAUGAACUUGUUGAAAUAAAAAUAUAUGUUUUAUUUUUCCCA